AUGUGGCGACAGGACAGCACUGCAACAAACAGCACCUGCGGCAGCAAGUCAUCGGCGUCGGCGCCUCUCAGCAGGCCCCCCACGUACCCAACAUCGCCGCAGAUGUGGAUGAAUCGGCCUACAGAAAAGGAGAAUGUACACGAGUCGACUGUGCGGCACUUCUCCGCAGACGAGAUGCGUGACGCCCCUGCCUUGGGCCACCGUGUGACGCGGAAAGAGGUCACAUUCGCCGGAGCCUCGCAGGGAGCUCUGGAGGAACUUGAAGGCAUCCUCACGUACAUUGAGUGCGUAACGGCGUCACUGUCGCACCGCGCUCGUGUCCCGCUGCCGCCGGAGGGCGUUCGUGCUGUGCAGAGCUCUGUUGUGGCAUCGCGCCGUGUGGUGAAUACGACCCAGCGUGACUGUUCUUUGGAUGGCUCGCUGGCUAUGGGUCUCCACAACAGCUCGAAUGCUUUGCUUGGCUGGCUCUCUAAGCUUGAGUACGUGUCCCUCUCACAAAUUGUGACGCUGCAGGAAGUUGAUAGAAAUGUCAACAUCACCGUGACAGACGUCCACGCAACACUGGACGCCAUUGAACUGCGGUAUCGCGACCAUGAAGUAACCGAUGUGGAGGAAUUUUUCUUGGGCAGCCAGCAGACACUUGAGGAAUGCCGUCGGGUUGUGCACAGCUUAUUCGAAGUGGCACAGAAGAUACUUGUUCUGCGCCGCGUUGUCGCCGAGAGGGAUCUCACUCGUGCAAAAGAGAUGCUUGAUGAGCACCGGCAGAAUCACCGUGCUGGUGGUGUCACACGUCUACACAGCCCCUUCUUUACAUGGAUGGAAAAGAAAUGGUUUCCAGCAAUGGAAGCAUGGAAUCAAAUAGUAUCGACUGUUUGUGAGCAGGCUGCGAUGGGUGAUGUUUCAGCGGCAGUUGCGCACGGGGAACAGGAAUUGCUCUCCCAGAGCAGCAUCAUCAGUGAAAUUCUGCAGUCCGGUGAGACUCUCUCAGAGCUUCUGCAGCAACAGCUGGAGAAGCCUCUUGCUGCUAUUUCGGAGUCAACAAAGCUGAAGCGCGACCGCAUCGAUGCACUGCGCGCUGCAGUCGCUGCCCCAAAGCUAAAUAAUCUUGCUGAAUGUGUUUGCGCCGUAGAGGAGCUUUCGUCAAACGGACAGCUGACGACGGCAGCAGAGCGGAACCUGCUUAAGGAGGGCAAGCGACUUAUUAUUCGUCUUCAGCAGGUAGAGAAUGUAGAGGCGGCAUUGCGCAUGGCGGCUCAGGUGGGCGAGACGGUCACGCUUUUCCGCACCAUACACCAAGCAAACGAGAUUCUCCUCCAGUUUGGUAUCGCUGGGGACACAGCGGUGAACAAGGAGGUUGUGGCACGCUGCAGCGCCCUUCUCUCAGAGAUGAUGGAAGUAAAGAACAUGACACCCAGCGACUUCAUCGCAAGGCGCGUCGAUCCCACAUCGAUUAGCGUCAUGCAUGUGCCGUCGCAGGUGUGGACAACCGAGACAACCGCUGCGUAUCAAGCGGCGUGUCAGACCUUCACAGCCCGUACCGCGCAGGACCUCGCCCGCCUUGAUCUAGAGCGGGUUCUCGAUGGCAACGAUGUUGCGAUGUUCAACCACACACUCAGCAGCGCGACUGACGACGCCAGCAACACGUCGUCGAACAAUCAACCCAUGCGGUUCACGCGGAUGUGCAGCAGGUAUCCGGCAAUUGGGGCUGUACGGGUGCAGGAGCUGCGCGCCACGCUGAAUCACGCCAAGGAGGUUGGUCUCAAGGGACAGGUGGUGCAGGAUGGAGAGGCGUGUCUGCGCUCAGUGGAGGCGCUUAAGCUGAAGGUGCACUUCGAGGCGCAGCUGCGCGUACUGCGGGUGCCCGACCCAGAUUGCAUCACCUUUGAUGAUAUCUACAAGAAGGUUUACGAGCUCUGCAUGCAACAGGUCGGGAGUUUGCCGAGAUCGGGCGGACAAAAACUGCGCAUGCGCUACCAGGACAAUGAGGGUGAUUGCAUUUCCCUCCUGACACAGGACGACUGGAAUGCGUUUCUGGCCGAGGAGGCACCAACUGGCCUAUGUGGCGCGAAACUGGAGUUGUACUGUGACUUUCCGCCGGUUCCCCAUGCACAUGUGGCGGAUACUGUGGUGUCGACGCCACCCGAGCCCGAGGAGGUCAUUGCCGCCCCAAAAUUGACAGUGGCACCCGUGGAGCAAGCUGCCGGUGCCUCAAACACGUUUCUUCGCUCCUCACUACUUGCCCCUCUCCGUGGGAAUGGUGCCGCAAAAGGCGUGCAGCCGAACCAGACGAAACUCGUUCGCUGUCGCAGUGCAGGUUUUGGUUUGCGUCAGGCGGGCUUGCUGACACGACACGUCACACCAAAGCGAACAUCCCUUGAUGAUUCAUGCCUGCAAAAGCCACCGCGGCUGCUGACCUCUGCUGCUGAACUGGAGAGCAAGUCAAAAGAGGUGCCGCGCGAGGCGAACCCCGCAGCGGCGCACGUCCACAGCAACCCGGCGGAGAAUGCGCAGGGCAGCACAACGCCGGGGCGCCGUGGACGCUGCCGCGUGUCAUCAGUCAGGUUGGGGGCUCCGUCGGCGAAGGCUGCCAAGCUGUUACCGUCGACUCACGGUGAAAAGCCAAAACGCAAGGCCAAUCAAACUGCUGGUGGCACACCGGCAAAGGCUUCUACUACCACCACUGCGGCUACUACUGCUACUACUGCUACUACUACUACUACUACUACUACGACUACUACUGCUAAUAUCACCGCUACUAAUACUGCUGCUGUUGCUGCCGCUACUACUGCCACCANAAAAGCCAAAACGCAAGGCCAAUCAAACUGCUGGUGGCACACCGGCAAAGGCUUCUACUACCACCACUGCGGCUACUACUGCUACUACUACUACUACUACUACGACUACUACUGCUAA
Messenger RNA from Trypanosoma grayi, 2913 nucleotides. RefSeq lists its product as hypothetical. NCBI's taxonomy places the organism in Eukaryota, Euglenozoa, Kinetoplastea, Trypanosomatida, Trypanosomatidae. The coding region runs from base 1 to 2913 and encodes 970 amino acids. Gene Ontology annotation, molecular function: protein binding. The record is from RefSeq and is a predicted model, not a curated record. The transcript has a single exon.